Molecule: messenger RNA, 1928 nt
Organism: Drosophila miranda
Lineage: Eukaryota; Metazoa; Arthropoda; Insecta; Diptera; Drosophilidae
Exons: 2
Coding region: 79-1608 (509 amino acids)
Biological process (GO): regulation of transcription by RNA polymerase II
Cellular component (GO): nucleus; transcription regulator complex
Source: RefSeq, a predicted model, not a curated record
CGAUCAAGCACAGUGCUGAAAAUGGCCUGAUGCACACGGAAAGCGAAGAAUCGCCAAUAAAAUAAUAAAGGUGCGAAAAUGAUGGACGAACAACUAAUUGAUGAAGUGGCGCAACAUGGGGUCAUUUACAACAGGCAGAAGUACUACCUUAACGGCAGCGCCAACGGUGUAAAGUAUGAGACAAAGGAUGACGCCUGGCAAGUGAUUGCCAUGAAGCUGCGAACGGACGUGGACACGUGCAAGAAGCGCUGGAAGUAUCUGCGGGAGCGUUACGUCUCGCAGCGGAAGCAGGGCGAUACUCCAAUUUACGAGCACCUGUCACGCCCCUACCUGGAGAAGAUGAAGUUCCUGGACCAACACAUUCAGCCACGAAAAUCCUAUCGCAAUGUGCCGAGCUUCCUCACGUCGCCACAGUCGGCUAACAGCUCUAGUUACAACGAAUACAUCGUGGAUAAAUCAAACAGUUCCAACAAGAACAUGUCCCAGUUUAACUCGGGCUCGGGCCAAAACCAUCACUACCAUCAGCCAGAUCAGCAACAAGCCAUGAAUGCACUGAGCACCGUUGCGACCUCAGCUCUGGAAAAUGCUAAUCCGGUAAAGAUCGAGGCUGAUCAGGCAUUCAGAGAGUUUGCUGCGGCUGUGGCCUCCCAGCAACUCCAGCAAAUCUCCCAGUCGCAGAUGCAGCAACAGGCGGCUGCCGUUGCUGCUGUUAUGGCUGACUCCUCGCAGGGCUACCAGGAGCAGUAUCGAGACAGUUCAGUUGGCCUAGCUGGCCCUCAAAACAGUGGAGGCAGUCUUGCCUCAACGUCAUCUUCGAUGAAAUCGCCACUGUCCUCGCCGUUACAGGGUAUUAGUGCUGGCACCCAGCAGCAGAAUCAGCAUCAACAGUCGCCGGCGUCUGCACAGCAGCUUCCGGUGGUACAUUCCUCAUCUAGUGCGGCAGGCAGCUCCACAAACACCAGCUCCAAUAUUCAGAUGCAAGGCCAUGUCUACAAUCCCAAGGGAAACGAAGAUUUGGACUCGUCAGCAUCCAGCAACUUCCACUUGAAAAAGCCUCGUGUGCAGCUCAACGGCAGUGCUCAUAGCCAAAUGUCAAGCAAUGGAGGCAAUGGGCCCCACUUUAUCAACGACUCCGAUGAGGAUUCCGAUGACAAUAGUCAUGACCUUAUGGAACCCCAGGCCAUGAUGCAGCACGGCAACCACUACAACAACUCUAUGGCCAUGCAGCGCACCAAUGGCCAUAGCAACGGCAAUGGCAACGGCAAUGACAAUGGCAAUGCAAAUAGCAAUGGAAAUCCGAAUAAUUCCAACGCUGGACACCACAGCAAUAAUAACCAACAGCAGCAACAACAUCAACAGCACCAGAACAUGUUUCCAUCGAAUACGGACUUCCUGUUGCAGCUUUAUCAACAACUCCCACACCAGGGCAACUCCUCACAUCCCUCGAACUUCGGCAAGUUCCAGGCCCCACAAAGUCUUCCAGGCGUGCAGCGACAGUCAGAGCACCUUCUAGGUGAGCUGGUCACCACCGAGCUGCUAAAGAUGAACAAGGAGCGCAAAAAAAGCGCGCAGAAGAGAAUCCUGGAGAUACUAUUCUUUGAUGAUUAGUCAGACUAGCCGCCUAUAUCUUUGUAAAUAGUCUAAUCUAUAAUUUAAAUUAUCCGGUAAGAGUGUCGGGGCUCACAUUCACUUCAAGGGCCCACAAUAUUGUGUCGGGCUGGUCUGCAUCCCACCAAGAAGGCAUUUGCAAAGCUGUCCGGUCGAACACUUUCCAUCUGUACUAGUCAUGACCAACGCCAGGCCCUACCCAUUGGUACUAAAUGGGAUCGAUCCCGUGUAUGCAUUAAUUUAUGUUCGUGUAUCUAAGAAAAGGAUUUAAUUUAUUCUGAAAUGUUUAUUAAACUGUGUACGAAUUAUACAACUCUGAA